CCGUGACUGGCAUCGACAGUCUGUAACACGUUUCUCUUCCCCUCCGUUCAUGAUCUCCCCCAAUCAUUUUUCGCCUUCCCAUGCCCUGGGCUUGUGUUUUUUUCUCAGACAUCUCGAAGCACACGGUAUAUGGUCUUGUGAGUGAAUUUUUGUGGAGUAUAUGGAGGACGUUAUCGAUGAGCUACCCAUCUCAGGUUUCCGCAAUUCCGCCAUCGAAGUCCUCGAGUGAAAAUCCAUCCGAGAACCCUCGAGGACGUUUCUUUGAACGUUCAUGUCAUGUCAAGGCCAGGCCCUUACAAGUUUUUAAGUUUCCAUCCCUGCCUCGUGCCCGGAGCCGUCGUCUAGCCAAUUGUGACUUCUAGCCGACGUCCUAAUUCGGAUCCUUGAAUUGAAGAUCCUUCCAAAAAUUUUCAGUAUUCAAGAGCGAUGGUCGAACCGGCUCCUCAAUUUACACCCACUUGGACGAACCCCAAAACAUGUACGGUUGGCGGACAAGUUUAAGGUAUGAUCAUGAUCCAGAUCAUAUAAUGGACCAUCUUUCGCCCGCCCCUCUCGACCCGCCCUUCUCCACGCCAAAACCAUCCUGUUGCUCACAAUUUGAAAACUGGGAUUCAAUGCCACUGUACAUGGACUUACAAGAGGAUUACAAGAUUCGGGAUAUGAAUAGAGUGGCUUUGCUCGAAAGAAACUACUGCUCGAGCUUUUUCUGCUGCGACAUCAGGCUUACAGGAUUCCACGAGCUGCUAGAACACAUUGAAGCUGUUCACUUCGUCGUGACGAACGACAAAAACGGAAACAAACGGUACUUGUACGAGCCCGUCGGUGUCUCGAACGCCGGACAACUAUUUUCACCACACCAACACCAAAACCAACACCAGCAGCAACAGGCAGAGGAGAACCAGUGUUUGCCGUUUGAUGCUGGCUGGGAGUACGAGUUGGAUACGAAUCCGUCUGGGUUUUGGGGAUAUCAGAACGAGUCUCAACCCUCGUCGCCGUCACCGUCACCUUCACCUACGAUUUCGUCUCCAUCGCCCUCACCAUCAUCAACAUGUUCUUCAGCCUCCUCAUCUCCAACAACGUCCCCGUUAUUGCUACCGACACGAGCGCCAACAUCGUCCCUUUCAACUGUCGUACCCACGUCACACGAUUCAUCACCAUCGCCAUCACCAUCGUCUCCCGCUGCUUCCAUACCGCUCAUAGCACCUAUCCCAUCAACGCCGAUAAAUUACGAUCUCGUAGUUCGUGAGGGAAAUCACUAUAGUCACGCGUCAAAGAAACCAUCUUCUACCGCUAAGCCACGGUGGAAACACGCCUCAGGUACAGCAACAGCAACGAUUACGGCUGCUGCUGGGACAGGAUUCCGAAAACGAGGACUAAGUGCGGGCGACAGAGAAAAGUUGUAUCGAUGUCCUACGGUUGGAUGUACAAAAUCAUACUUGAAUCCCAAUGGACUCAAAUAUCACCGUGAAAAGGGGAAGUGUAGUUUUGAGGAAGACAGGGUGCCGAGAUAGUCAUCCAAUCCAUCUUUCACUUCUUGACACUCGCAAUUCUGUGUUCCUCUAAUCGGAACCUUCUUGUGCCGCCCCACGCGAUCCACCCCUUCCUCCUUCCUUCCUUCCUUCCUUUCUGUGGUCAGGCGUUCUCUUCAAGGUCUCCGUGGUAUCCGGAGGAAAGACGGAAUUAUGAAGAAUUCCGUUGGUUAUAUUCGUCGUCCGUUUUUUCGCCGGUGGUUCUGUUUCGCUUGUUUGAUAUCCUUAUAUCGGCUAUCCUUUCUCCCCCCUUUCUUUUUUCUGUAGCCACAUACCACACUGUAUCGUUUUUUACUUGAAUGACUUUUUUCUCAUACGGGUUAGUUUCAAUUCUUGUACCAUCACUUUUUUCUCGCGUGCGCCUGCUAUUUCGAACCUUUUUAUGACAGUUUGUGUACCGCGUUUGGGCGCUUUCCCUUUCUUCGUUUUUGCUCCAGAAAAGUAAAAGUACUGUACUUACAAGUUAUUAUGAGUGCGUAGGAGAACUGUACUAGCGAGCAUAGGGUUAGUCCUACGGCCGGAUUUGAAAUUUCCU
Molecule: messenger RNA, 2064 nt
Organism: Marasmius oreades (fairy-ring Marasmius)
Lineage: Eukaryota; Fungi; Basidiomycota; Agaricomycetes; Agaricales; Marasmiaceae
Exons: 4
Coding region: 477-1511 (344 amino acids)
Cellular component (GO): nucleus
Source: RefSeq, a predicted model, not a curated record